This is a messenger RNA of Fusarium fujikuroi IMI 58289, 1302 nucleotides long. RefSeq lists its product as uncharacterized. The record is from RefSeq and is a predicted model, not a curated record. Lineage: Eukaryota; Fungi; Ascomycota; Sordariomycetes; Hypocreales; Nectriaceae. Bases 1 to 1302 code for a protein of 433 amino acids. The transcript has a single exon.
AUGGCCAAUACCCUCCCGCCUGAACUUCUCACCAAAGUGUUUGAGAACAUCAGUUCAUGCGACAAUCAGAGAUCUACCGUUCAUUCUUGUCUGCUCGUCAACAAAGAAUUGUACUAUGCUGCACUUCGCUUGCUCUACAAGGACCUCGUGUUCUUUAUCGGUCCUCAACUGGAUCUUUUCAUAGCAUGCCACGACCGAUGGGCUAUUUCUUCCCUAACGCGGUCUCUGACUCUUUACAUAAAUUGCCCACCUGAAAUAACCGGAGGCUUCGACUGUGAUACUCACGAUCCGUUCCUUCAGCUAGCGGCGGCUGUGAUUCCUCGCAUGAGCAAUCUCGGAUCCUUCUCUCUCGCGCGGCAUUAUCGAGACUCGUUCUCUUCCAUCCAAACGCAGAUUGUUCCAGCCCUUCUGAGAAGUAUUCCGCCGAAAUGCACAAGCCUGGAGCUGGCGUUGGGUACCUCGGAUAACGUCAAUUUCGAUCUCGACGGACCUAAACCUCACCUUUGCGAGGAUUUGCGUCGCCUAUUGCCCCGAAUGCAGCACGCGCAUGUCGAUAUGAGCUGUUUGUGCGAUGCAAUGUUUGGCACUUGGGGCUCGGAUAACUGCUUUCAUCCCAUUGCUCUUCCGAAUAUACAGCGCCUCCACGUUCCUUGCGUGGGUGCGCAGUUGAAGUCAGCGUGUUCAGAAAGACAUCAGCAGGAUCAGUGGUCAAUCUGGAAAUCGAUUAUCAGGGCCCUGCAGCUGGUAGUUGAGCUGCCAGAUACCGCUGACGCAGAUAUCACCGUCUUGGACUCAGUGGCGCCGUUGAGCUCCUACAAGCUGCACAUAUACACGACACUCUUACGCUGUCAAAUAAGAAAGGGACGAACUACGACUUGGGCGUUCCCCACUACCCCAUACGUAGUUGAGGGGGCCACGCAAGGUCGAUAUUGGAAGUUGAGGCUCGUCUAUAUACGUCUGAAUGGCGAGACGUACAUGACUGACAAAAAGUGGAUCUACGCGUUAGCUGCCGGGCGGCCAUGGAGGAUAUCAAAGACAGACGCGAGGUUACCUGCAUCCUGUAAUGUAGACUGGGUGGCGGACGAGAAGCUUAAGAUCAAGACCUGGAAAGAGUGGGAGAAAGCGAAAAUAGGGGAAGGGCCCAUGUUGCUGAAGAAUGAGGAGCUUGCCGGGAUGAGGCUUAUAGAUGCAGAGGAACGUGAGGGCUAUGAAGAGGUCUGCCUGGUGGAGAAGACGCCGCCUGGGUUUACCAGGCCAAGUCGCUAUCACCGAGGACAGAUUUUCAGGGAAAAAGAAGAGUAA